Messenger RNA from Laccaria bicolor S238N-H82, 1171 nucleotides. RefSeq lists its product as uncharacterized. Lineage: Eukaryota; Fungi; Basidiomycota; Agaricomycetes; Agaricales; Hydnangiaceae. The record is from RefSeq and is a predicted model, not a curated record. The coding region runs from base 650 to 1171 and encodes 173 amino acids. The transcript has 5 exons.
CUUAUUUAACAAGGCCUUGACCUGAUCCCGCCCUUCGACGCUUCUACUCUUGGUACCGGUACCCAUUCUCAGCGGUAUGGCACUCUUGAUCUUCCACCUUGAGCGUCUUUGCCAUACCCCCUAUUAACCAUUAACUUUACUCGGCAAACGGCCAUUCCAAUCCCCGUCUCUUCCACUUCUUUGAUACCUUCUCUUCAAACCUUUCUUUCCGGUAUGUUUAGCACCCGACCGCCGUCAGAUAUCUUUCCAGAAAUCUCUCUCUGUGUGUGCUUCUCUAGAGAUCCCCGUCUGUUCGUACCAUCCCAUCCAUCCAUUGACUCUCCGCCAAUUUGCGUCCUCUGGUCACCCGACUCGAAUGACGCCAUAGCUCUCAAAGUCACGUUCACAUCAACCACAGCCUGCACUAACCUUGAACAGGCCAGAGGUCGCGAGGUUAUAUCGUGCCUGGUCAGUCCACCAGAUCAGCUUAGCCGCGGUCGCCCAAAAAUCCUUUACAUACAUACAUGAGAUCUCACAUCUCGGUUACGCCGUUCGUCUGGAACAGGUUAACUCGAUAUGAGCGCUCCCCCCUUCCCCCCCCUUUUCCCAGUUAUCACAGUCCUGCUUGUCGCUUGUAACUUAUGUAACACGCUGCGAUGCGACAAUAGAUAUGUACACUCUAUCAACUGCCGUCAAACUCUCAAUGAAUGAACGUAUCUUCUUCUUCUUAAUGAUCUUCGUCGUCGUAAAGGUUGAAGCUACUUUCCACCAGCGUACUGGACCCAGUCGAGACCUCGCCCACUGGCACCAACACAGUCGAUCGCAGUCAUCUGCGCUGGUCAGGUUGUCAGACGAAAAGCAGCGGAACCAUUUGGUAUUUGGUGCCGCGGGAAGGGAGGAGAGGGGGGAAUUUGAUUUGUACACAGUCACCCCAAACCGCUCACAUGGGCCAAAGGUUGUCAAGAUUCAAACGCUCGCCACACCCGGAGUCAAGGCCCGAAGCCUAAGCCUUUGCUCGAAGGAUUCCAAUCAGUACCAAGUGAAACGGAUCCUCAUAGUCGGUGGAGCUUUAUUCCUAUUCCUGAUGACGAGCCUCCAGGUUGCGUUACCUCUUGGCGGGAACUGGGGCUACGAAGAUUUUGGCCUCGCAUGUCGAACCAACGCCAAGGCCUUCCUCGACGAGAAGAAUUAA